AUGCCGGGCUAUCCGACGGAGUGUUUCGUAGACCUGAGCCCUGAGUUGGCCGACGAAAUACAGUGCUCUAUAUGUCUGUGUGUAUUGUGCGAUGCGGUGGACACCAAAUGCCGGCACAGCUAUUGCUAUGAAUGCAUUGAACAGUGGCUCACAUCACAGACCGGUGCCAAACUGUGCCCGGAAUGCAAGCAAUCGGUGGCCAAUAAAUACGGCAAAAAUUCCAAGAAAGCCAAAUAUAACAAACGGGACCCGAAACUGAACGCACUGUUAAUCGGCAACGAUGUGGUGGUGUAUCGUAACCGUCGGGUGAACGCCAUUAUCGGCCGAUUGCGUGUGAAGUGCGAGUGGGAGGCCAACGGGUGUCCGCAUGUGAUGGCAUUAGACGCGUUGGCCGGUCAUAGCGCUAACUGUGAGUACCGGGUGUGCGAUUGGUGCGGACUGUUGUGCACACCCAAUGAUGGUAACGGAGAGCACGACUGUGUGCUGGCGUUGCUAAGCGACCGGGACGGGUGGCGCGACCAUUAUGUCGCAGAAACGAAUAGGUUAUCCCAAAACAUUAAGAAUUUGCAACUAAUAAAUGAUCAAUUAGUGGCCAAAUGUGAUUACAAUAAAAACGAGAUAAUCAAACUUUGUGAUCAAAACAAGGUAUUUGUGGUAAGUCGUAACGGCUAUGAGACUGAACUAAACAAACUUCGUAAGGCAAAUGUUGGACUGGUAACCACUCUUAAUCACAAACACAACGAGUUAAUUAAACUGCAGCAGGAAAACAAAUAUAUUAUGGCUAUUAAUAACCAGAAAAUUCAAGAGAGUAUCAAACAACGGGCUGACAACAGCGCACUUCAGUUAAGUCGUGACCAGAAACACAACGAGUUAACUAAACUUCGGCGAGAAAAUGAGUCGCUUGUGGCCACUCGUGACCAAAAUAACACCAAACUAGUUCAACUGCAGCGCGAAAAUCAAACUUUAUUGGCCACUCGCAAAAAGAUAGACCAUGAUAUAAUUAUUAUUCGGCGUGAAAACAGCGCACUACAGUCCAGUCGCGAUCAGUAUCACAGCGAGAUAACUAAACUUAAGCGUGAAAAUGAGUCAUUUGUCGCCAUUCACGACAAGAAACAUAACGAGGUAAAACAAUUUCGUCUGGAAAUCGAGAAACUAGUAAAUAAUUACGGAAAUACGUACAUGAACGUAUUAAAAAGUGAGCUUCGAUCAAUUAACUUGUUAAUCUUACCUGAGAACGAAAACUCGGACCAUGUUGUGAACCAACUGCGCAAACUAUUGGACACAUUAGAGGUCGACAAUCAGCGUUUGCGUACAACUUGUCGAACAAAUGACAGCGAGAUGUGGCAAAACAAAUUGUUGAUACAGACCCGGGACGAGUCCGAAGCGGUGGCCACACAAUUGCCACAACGAUUGAACAGAUUGGACGGCGAGAAUGAGCGACUUGAAAGGCUUGGUUCUGAUGCUCGUUGGACAUUGAAUGAUUUGAUAAUUAUCGUGCUCAUUAUUAUAUUGAUUUUGGUUGCCACCAUGCAUAUUUAA
Messenger RNA from Medioppia subpectinata, 1539 nucleotides. The record is from the annotation of a GenBank genome assembly. Lineage: Eukaryota; Metazoa; Arthropoda; Arachnida; Sarcoptiformes; Oppiidae.